AGUGACGGUGUGGACGGUUUAACCAGCCAUAACGACAGGGUGAACUGAGCCACUGCAGUUCUCUGAAUACAACUUUUAAGGUUUUCUGACACACAGAGAAAAUAUUAUCUCGCAGCGACGUCACGCUGUAUCUGACUGAGGGUGUCCGGUUUCUCAGCCUGAGGGAUUGCGAUGCCCUCUGACUUUAUCUCCCUUUUCAGCGGGGACCUCGACCUGAAUGCUCCCAGAUCCUUGUACUCAAAAGAAUCGGCGUAUGACCUUCUUCCCAGAGAGCUACAGUUACCUUCUUCCACUCAGCAGAACCCAAAAGCCAUGAGUCAAAAGAGCGGCGGAGAGGCAGGGCCUCCCCCUUCAGCUGAUCUAGCAUCAGAUGCCAUGUCCUCUUCUAUGACCAUGGAAGGCCCCCGCAGUGCUUUUCCCACCUCUUCCAGCUCCGGCAUCCAUUCCAGUACUUCCGCCAGUGACCAGAACCAAGUUCACAGCAACAAUGUUGACCAAGAGGACACCAGGAAUAGCAGAGUGGUACCAGAGGCUGUCGGAGCAGAACGUGGGAAUAGUAACGGCAGCAGUGGCGGUAACUGCAGGGGUAGCAGCGAGUUGGGAGGAGGAAGAGGCGCAACAUCCCAGGACGCCCAGUCACAUCACCAGAUGACCCCAUCUAAGCGACGCACCGUAUUGAACAUCUCUCCACCUCCACAAGACCUGCUUGAUGAUAGCCGUAUGUCUUGCCAGGAUGAAGCCUCCCUGGACUCCGAGCAGAGUAGCAGUAUGUGGAUGGAUGACUCUCUCUCCAACUUCAGUAUCACAAGCGCUGUGUCUUACAAUGACAACACAGAGGUGCCACGGAAGUCCCGCAAACGGACCCCUCGCCAGAGGCCUGGUCCUAGGUCUGUGCCUGCAGAGGAAGCCAGCAUGGACGUGUUUGAUGCAGACAGUGCCAAAGGUCCACACUUUGUCUUGUCACAGCUCGGCCCUGACAACAAGACUGGACCAAAAGGAAGCUCUGAUGAUCAUCAGACAGCUAAACAGAAAGUAGGAACCCUUUCAAUGCAAUACCCACAGAAGAGUGAGGGGAAGGAGCUGAAGAUCCUCGUCCAGCCUGAGACUCAGCACAGAGCCCGCUAUCUGACUGAAGGCAGCAGAGGAUCAGUGAAGGACCGCACUCAGCAGGGCUUCCCUACCGUAAAGCUGGAGGGAGUGAAUGAGCCAGUGGUUUUGCAGGUGUUUGUGGGAAACGAUACUGGCCGUGUGAAGCCUCAUGGAUUUUACCAAGCUUGCAGGGUGACCGGCCGCAACACUACAGCCUGCAAAGAGGUGGACAUUGAUGGCACAACCGUCAUCGAGGUGUCCCUUGAUCCAAGCACCAGCAUGACACUAGCGGUUGACUGUGUUGGAAUCUUAAAGCUCCGUAAUGCCGACGUCGAGGCUCGCAUUGGUGUGGCAGGGUCGAAGAAGAAGAGCACACGGGCUCGGCUGGUGUUUCGGGUCAACAUCCCCCGUCCAGAUGGUUCAGUGCUCACAUUACAGACUCCCUCUUCUUCAAUCCUGUGCACUCAGCCUGCAGGAGUGCCUGAAAUCCUGAAGAAGUCACUUCACAGUUGCUCAGUGAGGGGAGGAGAAGAGGUCUUUAUUAUUGGCAAAAACUUUCUUAAAGACACCAAAGUCAUAUUCCACGAGAAUGUUUCUGAUGAGAAGUCGUGGAAAGCAGAGGCUGAAAUUGACAUGGAGCUGUUUCACCAGAAUCACUUGAUAGUGAAGGUUCCUCCAUACCAGAACCAAUCCAUCACCUCUUCAGUGUGUGUGGGAAUCUAUGUGGUGACGAAUGCUGGGAGAUCUCAUGAUGUUCAGCCUUUCACCUACACUUCAGAUUCAGCAAAAAAUGAUGUUCCUGUGAAGAAAGAGACGCCCUCGUCUGUGAAGACUUGUUCAUUUGAUGAACAAAUUAAAGUUCUAGAUGAUGCGCUGAUGCCUUCAAUCUUGCCUUUAGUGAAGAGAGAAGAUGUCACUCCAAUGGAGGUCACCAGCAACCUCCAAUCCUCUGGUGUAUUUAAGCAGACUGGUGACAUGUGUUCAGCCCAGCAGAACCCAGACAUGACUGUAGGCCAUCUAAAUAAAAAUAGACCAUUCCCCAACAACCUGUCUCAGCCUGCAGGCGACCCUGACAAAGGCCAGGCUCCUGUUUUUACCAACACAGAGCCCUUAAGCACAAUCCAGAAGCAGGACAUUGCACCCACCAGCUCGUUCUCUGUGCCCGCUGACUCCCUGCUCCAGCAAGGCUCACAGCAGUUCCUCCUGGAGCCCAGAGAGGGCCUCGGGCAGGAGAGGCCCGGCAGCGGCCCCGGAGCGGUGGGGAGGCUGUGUGGAGAACCAGCACCUCAACAGCAGCAGCUGCCACUGUUCCCCCAAGACGAGGUGAUCCAGCUGGAGGAGGCAGUGAGGCAACUUAAAGCCAAAGGGUUCUGUAACUUACCACUUCAGUCUGACAACUCAAUGGCCAAACAGCAGCAACAACACAUCCAGCACCAACAACAGAUCCAGAAACAGCAAAUUCAGCAGCAACAUCAACAAAUUCAGCAACAGCAACAGCUUCAACAUCAGCAGGUUUUGGAGAAUUUACAGCAGCAGCUUUUUCAGUCACAGAUUCAGUUGCAGUGUGGCAUGUUUCAGGAUGCCUCUCAGGGCAAGAAUGCAGAACAGCAGGGCUCAUCACAAGGAGCGGUGCAAAACCAGGGGAGUCUUUUCCAACAGGCCCAACAGCAGCAACAGCAGCAGCAGCAGCAGCAGCAGCAACACCAGCAGCAGCAGCAGCAGCAGCAACAGCAGCAACAGCAGCAACAAGCAGCUCUCUUUCAGCAGGCGAGUGACCUGCUCUCUAUUCAGACCAACUUCCUCCAGCAGACACCCUCACACCCUUCAUCACCCAUGUUCCACAAUCCCAGUUCUUUGGCUGAAACACAAGAUCCACAGGGGGGCUUGUUUCAGAAAGUCUCUCAGGAGCAGGUCCAGGCUGCUCUCUUCCAAAACACCAUGACAGUACUACAGUCUCCAGACCAGCAGCCUUCAACCCCCGGACUUUUCCUCCCUCAGACGUCCCUGCCCUCUCAGCUUACAACCAGUAGUGCUCAGCAACAGCAGCAACAACAGCAGCAGCAGCAGCAGCAGCAGCAGCAGCAGCAGCAGCAGCUGGCCUUCCUCAGUGCUCUACAAACUCCUGCCCCUGAACCACAAUCAGUAUUUCAGGCUCAGACCCAGCUCUCCCCCAUCCAGCAGCGAAGCCCAAUGGAGCAGCAGCAGCCCUCCCAACCUCAGCCCCACACACAGCCGGCCCAGCAGCCUUCCCUGUUCCAGAACAUCUCCCCACAUCCAUCUGCAAACGCACUCUCUCCAGGCCAACAGCAGCAACAGCAAGCUGGCCUGCUGUUCUGCAGCAACCCCCUGUCCGCUCCGGACCAGGCCUCCAGCCUCCUAUUCAGCAGCCAGGGUCAGAUGCCACCACUGACCAGCAGCAGUCUAGUUUCCCAAGAGACCCAAAACCCCUCUCUGCUCUUUUCCCAAGCCAGCAUGGUGACAGUAAACCAGCAGGAUCGCUCUGAGCCCAUGGCCUUAGGGAACCCCACCGAUCCACGACAGCAAGUCAUGUUUCAGGAGCAACAGCCGAUGCAGCUGGGAAGCAGCUCAAACAACCGUCAGGAGCAACCUGUGGGCCUCUUUAUGCCUCAAUCUAACAUGGCCUCACUGCAGGGGGGACUGGCUGCUCAGGAGCUGGCACAGUCAGCCAUGUUUGCUUCACAGAACGGCGUGGCAAACCUCCAGACGACCACCUCCUCCCCUGUUCAACAGCCAGGGACUCUGUUUCAGACCGCUGUCAGUGGGAGCAUCAAUCAGCCCAGCCAGCCACAACAACCUGGCCUCUUCAUUUUUGGGAUUCAGAACGAAUGCGGCCAGCUAAUGACCAGUCCUGGAAACACACUGUCGGAUCAGAUUAUAGCUAUCAGCCAGUCUGGUCAGAACCAAAGAGAGAGUGAUGCACACAUCCAGUCCCUGCUCAGCCAGUCCCUGUCUCAGUCUGGGUCUGUGCAGAACAGCAUGAGUGCCUCUCAGAACAUGGAGAAGAUCGACGACUUGCUGGUCAGCCUGCAGGAGUCGGGCAGCAACUUAACUCGUUCAUACUAACCUUCAUACAGGUUCAUGGGUUUCGUCUCUUGUUUUUGUUUUUUACUGAUAUCUGGAAUUAUUUUAAGACGUAAACAAAUUGGUCAGUCUGUUGAAAAGUGUACACAGUAAAAUGUUUGGGAAUGUAUCAUGAAGUUUGAGACAAACUGAACAUUAUGUGCAUAUCUGAUCACCAAAUAUUUUCUUGACCUACUAAGACGUAAAUAGGUCUUGGCUGUGGAGGUGGAUUGACUUUAUGAUUGACUGGCUCCCCAUGUAAAAACAUGCAUGUGCAAGAUGAGAUGGACUCUAGGCGAGAACAGACUAAUUGUUGUCACAUUUGUCUCUUUUCUUCAACUUUUCCUCAGAAAAAGUGCAGGAACUUAAUGGCUUGUUAUUCAUUUAACUUGCGAAGUUUUGUGUGAUAGAUUGUUAGUGAUGUUAUCUGCAUCAUCUUUCGGUUCUCAUGGUGUUCUCCAAUGUGUUUAGUGGUUUCCAUGAAUACUGUUCCUUUAAAUACUUAUUUUGUAUUUUUAUUCCAUAGAGGGUGUGGUAUAGCAGGAGCAUUUGGACAGAAUGUGUUGUAUGUAUGGUCGAAUACAUCAAAGCUGUCGAAGGUAGCCGCUGUUGGCGUAGUUUGAAAUUAUUUUCACCUGUUUUAAAAGAAGGUUAGAGAGGUAGAAAGGAGGCAGAUAAAUGAGAGGUGGAAGGACAGCAGAAAUAAAUAGAGAAGUUUUCAACAAUAAUCUAUCAUAUAUGUGGGUGCUUAUUAUUUCCCUGUUUUAGCAGCUAGUGUGCACCUGAUAAUAAAAAUAAAUUCACUCAAACUGUCUCUGAUAGCUCACAAAGUGGCCAACAGCUGUGUAGUGAAGACGGUCUCUUCCAGCUGUGAAACAUACCUUUCAUUAGUAGAUACUUUGCCAUUUUCACCACAGUGUACAGAUAGCAUUUUGCGAUAUAGGUCAGCAAAGUCUGUAUUCAUCAAAACCAAACAAUGCCAGUUUGCUACUUUGUAGAACCGAUUCUCCUUUUAAUUCAAUACAUAGAGACCAAUAUUUUUAAAAAAGGUGGUGGUAUAAAUAUAACAAAAUAUUGGCUUUUUCAGUUCUUUACGAUGCUAUUCUUUAUGACCACUUUACUCAUCGAGGGUACAGCACAGUCCCAAAAGAGGUGGUUUUUUUAGCCACCUUUUCGUAAUUGUUUACAGUGACAAAGAUACUUUUCUUAACAUGCAUGUGGAUCCUACAUUUUUGUCAUUAAUGUCCUGUGUUUGCGUGGCAACAUUUGAGUAUUGACUCGCAAAUUUCCCUCCAGUGGAAUUUCUUUUAAGGCAAUAUCACUAAAUUUAUCACAUAAUCAGUUACUGUAUACCACCAUUUUCCUAGUGGUUAAAAAUGUAGUUUUAUGAUCUGGGUUUGUAACAGAACAGUGCAUUUCAAUUGCCAGCCAUGUUAUAACUGUCAUUAUUCAUUCCCACAACCUUAAUACAUUAUUUAUUCCUGAAAACCAGCUCACAAAUGUGGACAAAUGAGGAUGAAGACAUUUUUACUCAAACAAUGUAAUUUCAGUUGACAUGCAACUGUUAUUUAAACGCAUGCACCUACAGCAGAGUAGAAUGUAAUAUAGUAUAUUAUUAUUAUUGUUGUCAUAAGGGUUAGAUCAUUAUGUCUUUUAGUAUCAUGUGAUCUCAUCAUUCUGCGUCAGGCACGCACGAACUGGAAUAGUAUUCUUAAACCAGCCAGAAAAGAGCCUUUUUUAAAAAAAGCAGUUUUAUUAAGGUGAUGGAUUUAGUGAAUGUUGAGGAGAAGCAAUAAGUUGUUGGCUACAUUAUACAUGCAGGUUAAGCUGUUAACAUGCAGGAACAGUGCCCAUUUUACAUGGUUGCUUCUAAGUGUAAACUGUACAAAUUCUAAAGACUUAAAGUCUUCGUCUGCAGCUGGCCCGUGUUCCCAGGACCAAAGUUCGACCCGAAUCUCGCUUUGCAUAAAUCCUGAUGACAGGCCAGUUUUAUGGCUCGUGAGCUUUUCUUUUUUUCUGACUUGAAAAUUAACUUUAAAAUUAUUAUUUUUGCCUCCUAAACAUUACUAGGCACGAUGUCCUGCUGCCAUACUUUUCUUUCUGAUUGUUUGUUUCUGGCAACAAAAAAUAAACAUGUUUGUGUCAUGUUUAGUUUCACUGUAAGUGUAUGAAUGAACAAGGGGCUGGUCUCUGGUGAUGACAGCAUUCUUGUUUUCUACAUUCACUUUGUUAGAAACACAUAAACACAUUACAUUUUAUACACUUAAAAAUCAGAAACAGCUGUUGUUUUAUGAUGGAGAUUAUGUAAACUUGACUAAUGUGAUUUGUGAAACUAUGGUGCAUCAGUUUGAUUGGUUUUUAAAGGGACUCUUCUCCUGAAGGAAUCCUGACUUUGGCGAAAAGAUCUGUGAUUGGCUUUCUUCAAAUCGUGAAAUAGAAGACCUAAGAUUUGCAGUGCUGCAUAUUUAUGAUUUUAUUUGUUUUCGUUUGUUUUACAAAAGUUAGAGAGACUUUUUUUUCAACAUAGUUCCUGUGCCUCUUUUCAGAGAAGCAUAUCUAAUUUAUUUCAGUGUUGGUUAUUAACUAAAUUGUUUCCCCGUAAUCAUUGUCGUGUUUAGAAAUGUUCUAACUGAACUGAUGACAGCAAUGUUAUUGGCCCCCCACCCCUGCUUAUAAUGUAACAGGCACCUUGUGAUGAUGAUAGAUACUGAAGUGCUUUGUACACUAUGAAUAACAUGUACAUUGCUGUGCUCUGUUACUAUUUUGUGAUUUUGAAAGGUGUAGUUAGUAAUAAUAUACACAUUAAUGGACAUAAUGUGUUUGUUCAAGGCAUGUCAUUGGACCGCUGACCUUGUAGUACUUUUUGACCAAAUAGCAAACAGCAGAGGGAAAUGGCACCAAACAGUUUUUACUGUAAAAAUCAGAAAUCCUCCUACAGGACCAAAAUUUAAGUAUUUUCACUCUGAAUAUAGUACUGAAUGUGAUUAUACAGCAUGGCUGUAAGUGUCUCACUUAGAUGCAGGAUGUUCUUUUAUACACAUACUGGGGAGGUAAUUACUUUUUUGAAAUUACAGUUUCCUCAUUUGUGUAUUUACAAUGUUAAUUGGAGAUCAGAAAUAUAUGAAAGUGUGGCUCAAUGUACAGUCAGUGACGGUGCAGUGAGUAAUUGUGUGGAAAAAAGGGGGGUUGUUGAUAAAGGUUUUAAUAUUUCCUUAAGAUCCGCCCGGCCGGCAAGCUUUAUGUUUCUUGCAAUAGAACAAGAUGUGGUUUUCUAUUAACAUUACCAGUUAAUUUAAUAAUAUCAACAAAUUGUCUGCUACACAAAAAGUCUGCUAUCACAGGUGUUAAAUUUUUAAUUGUUUCCUAAAAUGUCACUUUUGACACGAGUAGAUAUUGUACAUGUGCCUUGAGGAGAUGUUGUAGUAGCGAUCAGAUUGAUGUUUUACCAUUGUUGCCUGUUUAAUACCCCGCUGGUGCUGCCAGCGAUGAUUAGUUCUCAUUAAUUAGAAUGUUUUAAGCCAUAAGAUUUUAAGUGUACUUUAAAAGCUCGACAACAGUGACCAGAUAAAUGUGGUUGUGGUUGAUAAAUGUGUUGUGCAAUUUCUGUCAUGCAUCUAACUUGUUUGUACUGAAGUAUCCAUUGCAUUUAUGUUAUACAACGUUGAUGCAGGCAAAUGUUCUCUGAAACUGCUAUGCAGCUAAAAUACUGUAAAUGUAGAUCUGUUAGUUUUUGAAUAUAUAUUUUUCUAAAUAGCCUCUCCAAAGUAGAAAACCAAAGUAGAUGUUGUUUCUAUUAUUUAUGUUGCUUGUUGAAAUGUUUUCUGAUGCUUUGAGUGUCGUCUAAUUUUUAAAUAUUUUAAUCAAAUAAAAUGCAAAGUCCUCUUCUCAACAACCAUCUCAGACAUAGCUUUUUUUUCUUUAGUGAGACAAGGGUCACUAAUUGUUUGUCAGUCUUCUUUAUUCCCUUCUUGCUUGCGGGGUUUAUGUGGAGGUUUGCGUUGCAUCCAGGCUUACUGUUUACUGGUUCCUGAUGUUUCUGGCUUCUCUCAGGGCCUCUGAGUUAUCAGGAUGUCAUGUCGUUCUCACACGUCUUCUUAUUCAUCUUGUUCUGAGUCUGACAUUAUUAUUAUUAUUAUUAUUAUUAGUUUGUAGUUGUAGUUGGUCCUGGAAAUGGCAAGGAGGGAAUUUUGCCUUUUUGUUUUGAACAAUGUGAACAGCUGUCAAAUAAUCACCCUUGUGGGGAAUAAAAACCCUUUCUAUAGA
This is a messenger RNA of Micropterus dolomieu (smallmouth bass), 8433 nucleotides long. It is a transcript of the gene nfat5b, whose product is annotated as nuclear factor of activated T cells 5b. Gene Ontology annotation, cellular component: transcription regulator complex. Gene Ontology annotation, molecular function: RNA polymerase II cis-regulatory region sequence-specific DNA binding; DNA-binding transcription factor activity, RNA polymerase II-specific; transcription factor binding. Gene Ontology annotation, biological process: regulation of transcription by RNA polymerase II; calcineurin-NFAT signaling cascade; cytokine production. The record is from RefSeq and is a predicted model, not a curated record. Bases 172 to 4173 code for a protein of 1333 amino acids. NCBI's taxonomy places the organism in Eukaryota, Metazoa, Chordata, Actinopteri, Centrarchiformes, Centrarchidae. The transcript has 13 exons.